Nycticebus coucang (slow loris) is the source of this 1823-nucleotide messenger RNA. It is a transcript of the gene GPX5, whose product is annotated as glutathione peroxidase 5. The transcript has 8 exons. Lineage: Eukaryota; Metazoa; Chordata; Mammalia; Primates; Lorisidae. The coding region runs from base 412 to 1092 and encodes 226 amino acids. The record is from RefSeq and is a predicted model, not a curated record. Gene Ontology annotation, biological process: response to oxidative stress. Gene Ontology annotation, molecular function: glutathione peroxidase activity.
GUACCACAUUUGACAGAAAGGAAGAAAAGUUUGUAAUAACUCUACUGUCACCACACACUUGGCUUUGGAGCCCAGUUAGUUGCUGAGUCAACCCUUUUCAUGUCGUUCCAAAACAUCAGGAACAGCCAACGUACCAAAAUUCAUCUUUGUUUCUAUCAUUUUGCUAUCUCAGUCAUCAAGACAAAGUCUCACUCUAUGCCCUGGGUAGAGUGCCAUGAUGUCAUAGCUCGCAAGAACCCCAAAAGCUUAGGCUCAAGCGAUCCCCUUGCCUCAGCUUCCUGAGUUGCUGGGACUACAGGUGCCCACCACAAUGCCCAGCUAGUUUUUCUAUUUUCAGUAGAGGCAGGGUGUCGCUUUUGCUCAGGCUGGUCUUGAAUUCCUGAGCUCAUUCACUCGCCUCGGCCUCCCAGAAUGCUAGGAUUACAGUCACGAGCCACCACUGUGCCUGGCCGCUACUCUUCCUUUCUAACUGCUGGGUUCGUGCAGACAAAUCCCAGGUUGGAGAAGAUAAAGAUGGAUUGCUACAAAGAUGUGAAAGGUACCAUCUAUGACUAUGAUGCCUUCGCUCUAAAUGGAAAGGAUUACAUUCAGUUCAAGCAGUAUACAGGCAAGCAUGUCCUAUUUGUCAACGUGGCCACCUAUUGUGGUCUGACAGCUCAAUAUCCUGAACUAAAUGCACUCCAGGAGGAGCUGAAGCCCUCUGGCCUGGUUGUGUUGGGCUUUCCCUGCAACCAAUUUGGAAAGCAAGAACCAGGAGAUAACACAGAGAUUCUUCCUGGGCUCAAGUACGUCCGUCCAGGAGGAGGAUUUGUACCGAAUUUCCAGCUUUUUGAGAAAGGGGAUGUGAAUGGUGAAAGAGAACAGAAAGUCUUUACCUUCUUGAAGCACUCCUGUCCUCACCCCUCUGAGAUUUUGAGCUCAUUCAAAUAUAUCUCCUGGGAACCCAUAAAAAUCCAUGAUGUCCGCUGGAACUUUGAGAAAUUCCUGGUGGGGCCCAAUGGAGUCCCUGUCAUGCGUUGGUCCCACUGGGCUACAGUUAGCACAGUCAAGUCAGACAUCUUGGCAUACUUGAAACAAUUCAAAACUAAAUGAGAAGGCAGAGUUAGGGGCAAGAGCCAUUUUGCUUCUCACCUAAAGACUUGUUCCAAAAAAAUCUAUCUUCUUCCCACACUCUCUUCCUAAAUGGCCUCUACUUCUCCACUUAACUGAAUCACCUCCAGAAUGCCAAAUUUCCCACCCUCCACCAAGUAGAUUUGUAUUUGGAAGGCUACUGCUGUUUCUGUUUGCAGGAGUAUGUGGGUGAAGAAUAAAAACAUGGAAACCCUAAGUCUCCAGAACUCUAUUGCAAAUUUAAUCAUUCACAUCCAUCAAAGGAAAAUCAUCCUUCCAUGGGAAAGAUUUAGUCUUCUGUCUUAUCCUGAAGAAAAUGUCCCUAGAUAUCCUGAUUGGGCAAUAGUCAUAUAAUCUAGGUUCUACUUAGAUUACAUGUUUUAUUGCAUAGGACAAACUCUAGUCAGUUUCCAAUUCUUUUCAGAUCAGUCUUCGUUCAUGACACCUCCCCUCACCUGCCAUUUUCCUGUGGGAGCCCCAAGGUAGAGUGGGAGCAGGAACAUUGCCUCACAAGAAGAGAGGCAUCUCCAUGCUAGUGGGCCCAGAGCCUCUCUCUGUUUAGCCCCCCAAAAGCUUUUCUUACUGUCAGAUCUUUAGUGCAAUCAGAUUUUGGCAUCUGGCAGGGAAUGCCCUUCAUCUUUUGAAGGGUGGGAUUUCUCCUCUCAACCCUGGGUUCCUCAGCUUCAGAACCAGCCCUUCUACUAUAAUCAAUA